Messenger RNA from Zasmidium cellare ATCC 36951, 801 nucleotides. RefSeq lists its product as uncharacterized. The record is from RefSeq and is a predicted model, not a curated record. Bases 1 to 801 code for a protein of 266 amino acids. Gene Ontology annotation, molecular function: nucleoside triphosphate diphosphatase activity. Lineage: Eukaryota; Fungi; Ascomycota; Dothideomycetes; Mycosphaerellales; Mycosphaerellaceae. The transcript has 2 exons.
AUGGCAGACGAAAAGAUGCCGCUGGAACCUCCUCCAGCAUACGAUGAGACCUCCCAGAAAUCAGCAUCACCAGCGCCCCCACGGCCGCAAGGAGGCCCCAGAAUGCCGCUACCCCUAGACCUCCCAGCAUUGAAUAUGAUCCGGGGCAAGAGAGUCAUCCUGGCAUCAGCGUCACCCCGACGGAGACAGCUACUCGCUCAGAUUGGCUUGACGAGUCUCGAAAUCAUCCCAUCCACCGCUCCCGAAGACAAGGACAAGAACCUGCCACCUUUCGCGUAUGUCCUGGAGACGGCGGAGCAGAAAGCGAGGAAUGUCUACGAAGCUACGAUCAACGACAAGCAAGGCGAACCUGCGUUGGUGAUUGCGGCGGAUACGGUGGUGAGCUCGCAUUUUGGGCAGAUUCUGGAGAAGCCGAAGAAUGAGAGGGAGCAUUUUGCGACGUUGAAGAUGUUGAGGGAUCAGAACAAUGGCUGGCACAAGGUCUACACCGCUGUGGUGUGUAUGGCGCCGCUGGAGAGUCUCAUGAAUCCUGGCUACGCGAUGGAGACGCAUGUGGAAGAGACGCUGGUCAAGUUUGAUGAAGACGUCACAGAUGAUCUGAUCAUGUCGUAUGUGCGGACGAGAGAGGGGGCAGAUAAAGCUGGUGGAUAUGGUAUUCAAGGAUUGGGCAGCAUUCUGGUGGAGAAGAUCAAUGGCACGUUUGACAAUGUGGUUGGUUUGCCGCUGAGGGCCACACUGCAGCUGAUUGAGAAGGUCAUUACGGAGCCGGGUGUGCCAAAUGAAGUGGAGAAUGCGCUGUAG